Paramecium tetraurelia is the source of this 1260-nucleotide messenger RNA. RefSeq lists its product as uncharacterized. The transcript has 2 exons. Lineage: Eukaryota; Ciliophora; Oligohymenophorea; Peniculida; Parameciidae. The record is from RefSeq and is a predicted model, not a curated record.
AUGUUAUUUACUUAAGUUCACCCAUCCUAACAGCUAGUUCAAAAAAUAGGUAAAUUCUGUUUGCCAAUAUUAAAUAAUUAUUUGAGGACAAUUAAUUUCUAAAACUAAAUCAAAAAUUACAUAUUUACUUCUUAAAUGGUUUAAGUUAGAUAAAAUAUAUAGUCCGCUUCACCUUUCCUUUUAGAUGCAAUUAACAAAUUAAAUUAUAAAUGGAAUCUGAUAAUUUCUGAUUUUAGUAAAUAAAUCUUUAAUAAUCUUAUUUUUGUAUUCCAUUUUGUAGAUUUAUCUUGGGCCCUAUUAUAUUUGUUGAGUCAUAUUCUCAUCCUUUUCUAUACUUCCCCUAUUUUUUCAGUUAAUAUAUUGAUGUGCAUCUUCCACUUUCUUCUCAUUCUUCGUUGGGAAUCUUAAUGCAUUAUUAGAUUAAGUAUAGGCAAUUCUGAUUUGAGCCAAGGUUUUCAUAUUGAACUUCAAUAUAAAUCUUCUUCUCGUUUCAUAUUGGUUUUUCUGGUUUAGUACAAUGACUUAUCUUAAGAACUAUCUCUUUUUGGUAUCACUUUGGAAUUAGUAUUAAAUAUGUUUAUCAAAAUGAGUGCAUUCUAUGGUAUUAAAUUUAAGUAAUUACAUCAUAGUAUUGAUUGUAAUAAUAAAAUUUUUAUGAAUUCAUACAUUAAUAGGAUAAAUCCAAAAACAAAUACGACAUUGCAAAUUGUUUUUUUGGCAAGUGCUGGUGUGUGGUUGAUUAUUUUGUUAUUUUCAAAUUAUCAAUUUUCAAAAUAGGAGUAUUAUGGGGAAUAGUUGGAAUGCAAAUUAAAAUAUGAUGGGUAUAAGAGAUGCAGGCUCAAUAAUAAAUUGCUGUAUAAAGAAAGAAUUAAUUCAUCAGAUUGUCAGGAUUAAUAUGUAUGUAAUACGAUUUUAGCUGCCUAUCCUAUUACAAUUAUUGAUUUAGUUUUAAUUGUGAUAGCACUAACAAUGUGUUUAUUGAAACAAUCGAAUUUGCCAGGGAAUACUAUAAAUUUCAACUACAUAUCCAUUAUUUCAGUUGCAGUCUCAGGAUUGACAUUAAUUGUGCUGUCAAUAAUUUUGAUGUCGGCAAUUAACAAUUACGAUCUCCAAGCAUGGGUGAUUGUGUCUUAAUUUUUUGUCUCAUUAAUCUUAUUUGCCAGUCUAAUUUUUAUAAGAAGGGAAGAACAACUCUCUUCCGAGAUAUUGAAAUAAGAAUAAUUGAAUAAUGUCGAGAUUAAGUAAUAUGUUGUGUAUUGA